UAUCCCUAUGAUGGAAGCAGUAUCCAUGAGACAGCUUUGCGUUCUAGUGAUAACCACAUUAUCUUUCAUCAGCGCCGACGACGCCUCCAUGAAUGCAACCGACACCAUAUUGUCUACAUCUUUCGAAGACGAGCUCAAAUCGGACUUCGAUUCCGAUGUUGAUGAUGCAGAAUCCGAAUGGGCUUGGUAUCCUCUGAAGUGGACAUGGUGGCUCAUCAUCCGAGUCAUCUUCGCUGUCCUCGGCAUCAUCGGCAACGGUGUCGUGAUAGUGAUCAUCUACCAGCGUUACAGUACCAUCCGGUCAACGGACGUCUUCAUCGGAGGUCUUGCCAUUGCUGAUUUCUUGACGUCCAUGUUCCUCGUCCCGAUUCCUUAUGCAAGAAGAGUCCCUCCGACAACCCUAGGGAGCAUAUACUGCAAGGUCUUGUACCCUUCCUUGUUCUUCUGGCUCUGUAUCGUAGCCUCAACCUACAUCCUCAUGACGAUGUGCAUUGAGCGAUACAUCGCUGUGGUGUUCCCUCUGUACUUCAACCGCGUUGCCAGCAAGCAGAAAGCCAAUGUAUGCGUCCUCUGUAUCUGGUUGGUGAGCUUCCUGCAGUGUCUCUACACGCUCUUUGUUUACAUCUAUGAUGACCAAAUCGGCUACUGCGGGACUACUAUCAAGAGUGUGGCCGGCAAUACAGCCAGGGGAUACUACGCCUUUCUUACCCGGCUGGUCAUUCCUGUUCUAAUAAUGAUUGCCACCCAGGUCAUGAUCGCAAGGUCACUCCAUCUGCAAGGCAAGCAGUUUCAGACGAUGGUCGGCGGCAACAGUAGCACGAAGAUGUCAUUCCACCUGGUCGCUAGGAACCGUGUCAUCAAGAUGAUGUUGAUAGUCGUCCUGGUGUAUCUCUUCACUUGGACACCCAACCAGAUUGCGUACUUCUGCUUCAACCUCGGUUACAUCAGCGCAUCAUAUCGUGGGAGUUCCCUUCAGAACAUCUUGACUGUUCUAGGGUUCAUCAACUCCUUCGCCAACCCCUUCAUCUAUGCCGCAAGGAGCCCAGACUUCCGUCAGGCAGUUAAGGGGCUUUUUAGUUGUUCCCAUGUCGAGAUCGAGCCUCUCUUUAGCGGAACAAGCACAAAGGAAACAGUUGAAUCUAGAAAUGGCACCGACAAUUCGAAUAAGAUUUCUAAACGAGAAAGCACAAAUACGGUCUAAAACCAAACCGGAUCUCUAAUCUUUUACGGUCACGGUUAGAUUCUCCUAUCAUGCCUAUAGAGUGUGUAAACGAUAAUGCUAAAAUAAGUUAAAUGACUGAUUCGCUUAGAUUAUUGGAACAAAUUUUAUGACUGUUGAGUACGAUUUAUAAACUUGAGAGAGGACAAAUACCAUGAAUACGGUCGAAGACCAUUGAAGCCGGUAUAUGUUCUGUAUUUUAUCGUGUUUAGAUUCUCGCAGAGCCUGUAAUCUGCGAUGUUAAACAUAAUUAGUUAAAAAAUUAGAUUUCCAAGAUUAAAAAACAAGUUUGAUGACAGUGCAAUCAGUACAAUGGCCAUGUACAUUAUAUACAUUAUAAAACUUAAACAAAAACUCGCUGCCAUCAACAUUAGAUUUUAUUCAAAUCGUUCAAAUUAUAAGAAUUGAUAAAUGACCCGAAAUUAGAAGGAAAAUACAGGUGUUAUCUGUAAAGUUUCCAUCACAUACAUGAAAGUCAGCCAUAUCUUUUGCAAUAAGGUCUCUUUAACAUUGUAGACAUGAUGAAAAUAUUUAAAGUCAGAGAAUGGCCGUCUCUUGGAUGAUCAUCGUUCAUACAAUACAUGAGCCGAAAUGGGCGAACUCCAGUGAUAGAUUACAUGUUUUUAUCCAUUCUGUAUCGUAUACGACAAAGGACAAUCACAUAGAAUUUACAUCAGGGUUGGAUACCAGGAUCUCCUCUAAUAAAGAGAUGUGAUUUAUCCAACCAAUCGUAAGUCCAUCGGUAACAUAAGUUUUAGUACAGUGAACUUGCAAAACUGUUUUGUGAACAAAGGCGAACACAUCAAAUUGUCAAGAAAAUAAUGAAUGUACAGUAUACAAAUAUACAAUGACACUCGAGGAUCUGGCUAAAACUAUCGCAUCGA
Messenger RNA from Lytechinus variegatus (green sea urchin), 2103 nucleotides. Its product is annotated as allatostatin-A receptor-like. The coding region runs from base 8 to 1201 and encodes 397 amino acids. The transcript has a single exon. The record is from RefSeq and is a predicted model, not a curated record. Gene Ontology annotation, cellular component: membrane. NCBI's taxonomy places the organism in Eukaryota, Metazoa, Echinodermata, Echinoidea, Temnopleuroida, Toxopneustidae. Gene Ontology annotation, biological process: G protein-coupled receptor signaling pathway. Gene Ontology annotation, molecular function: G protein-coupled receptor activity.